AUGACGCUCCUUGCUCUCGGCGCCUUUCUCUUUCUUGCACGCUUUGCCCUCUUGCAAGUGCAUGGGUCACAAACAUUCUGGCCUUUAGCGAUACCGCUUGCUGUUCGCACGCCUUAUUUGAACACAUGGAUGUACAAGGUGAAGACGGUGGACAUUCUUCACAACCAAAUGCCGUCUUUUUUGGAUACGUCGUAUGAUAUUGGGUGGAACUGUUACAUCCGAGUGGAUGGAGAGACGUACAUUGUGUUUGGCGACAACAAUUUUCCGCCCAACUACACCGUGGCAGUUGGAAGUAUCGUUCAGACGGAACUGACCCCCACUCGUACCAUACAAGUCAUUGAAGCCGGUCCCAUGAACAUUACCUUGACGUUUCUCAGUCCCAUAAGUCCGUCUGACCUCAUACGCCAAUCCCUUCCGUUCGCCUAUGCGGCCGUGGGAUUUGCAUCCACCGAUGGCCAACCACAUGCCAUACAGAUGUACUGCGACCUAACUGGACAAUGGCUCGCCGAUGACUCCAGGGAAGAUCAAGAGAUGUCGUGGAGGCCGCCAACGCAAACCAGUACCAUCAUUUAUCAUCAAUUUGAGCUCGUAAACCAGGUGCCUUUCCAAGAGCAAGCAUUGACAGGACGAGCCAUAGAUGGUGCAAUGUACUUUGCGAUGGGGCUGGGACGCAAUAUCACUUGGCAGACUUGCGAACAAAAUGCCUGCCGCGGAGGGUUCGUAGAUACCGGCCGCGUGAACCCGAAUGACAACAACAGUACGUUUCGGGAUAUCGAUGAUGACUGGCCCGUCUUCCCAAUCUCUGUCGACUUAGGAAGUGUUGCUUCUCUGGACUCACCCGUUGUCUGGACAGUUGGCUAUGUACGCGAUCCAAGCAUCAGUUACACAUUGUCAGGAAACACGGUAUCCCUCCGCCCGUACUACACCACACAGUAUCCUACCACCGAAGACGCCUUGGAGUUCUUCGUCUCCGAUUUCAACGACUCGCUGACUCAGGCAAAGUUGUUCGAUACGCAAGUCCGUGAAGCGGCUUCCAGCAUCUCGGUGGACGGUAAACUGUACGACAUGCUUUCGCUCGCCACUCGCCAGGUGUUCAGCUCUCUCGAAAUAACGGCUCCCUAUCAGUCGGACGGCACGACUAGGAUCUUCAUGAAAGACUUGGGCACCAGUCAACGUGUUACUCCCGUGGAGAAACUGUAUGCUGCACUGCCCAUGUUCUUGUAUUACAAUGCCUCGCUAGUCAAGCUACUCCUGGCACCACUCCUUGAACAACAGAAUACGUCGUUGGGCGCAUAUCCGUACGCAUCGAAAGACCUCGGCUCCUUGUUCCCGGAUGUAUCUGGUCCGAACCUUACAUAUGCAGAGGCAAUCGAACUGGUAAUUGCAGAGUCCGGGAACAUGCUCAUCAUUGCACUCGCUCACGCCAAAUACUCAAACGACACGUCGCUGCUCCAUGGCUAUUAUCCCUUGCUCAAGGAUUGGGCAGAGUAUUUGACGGCACAUGGGCCAUUUCCUCCUCAGGGCCAAUUAUCUGUCGAUGAUGGAAGUGACGCCACAAACUCGACCAACCUGGCGGUGAAGGGUAUCUUCGCCAUCCAGGCCAUGGCGGAGAUCAGUCAAUUAGUCGGGCAGAGUAAUGAUUCUCAGCAGUUCAGCAGCACAGCGUCCAACUAUAUGAACACAUGGCAAUCGCUUGCCAUAUCAUCAGGAGGCGCCUCUGCGUCCGUGAAGCCGAAGUUUGGCUCGGAAAUCACAGGCAUCUGGUCUUUACCGUAUAACCUCUACCCGCAGAUCCUGUUUGGAUUCAACCUUCUGAACCAGACAGUACGAAUGCACUGUGCUGAUUUCGCCACACAGUGGCUUGACAAGCUUACUGUCAUGUAUGGGCAACUACUCUCAACCUCGACUGACAUGGAAUACACAGCCUGGAAUGCUUUCAUCGCGGCUACUUGCACCAACGACACGGUCCGUAGUCAGCUUCUUGACGCGGUCUGGAACUAUGCGUCAUUCAAUGGGACGUCGACCCCGUUCGGCGCGGUGUAUAACGUCGAAUCUGGUGCCUAUCAGGAUGGAAUGGCGAGGUCAGUUGUGCUACUCUGUGCUAGUGAGCCGACGUCUAAUUCGCGAGACAGCCCCGCAUUAGGAGGCCUCUUCGCCCCGUUCCUGCGCAGGUGA
Molecule: messenger RNA, 2175 nt
Organism: Fomitopsis serialis
Lineage: Eukaryota; Fungi; Basidiomycota; Agaricomycetes; Polyporales; Fomitopsidaceae
Exons: 15
Coding region: 1-2175 (724 amino acids)
Biological process (GO): carbohydrate metabolic process
Source: RefSeq, a predicted model, not a curated record